This is a messenger RNA of Musa acuminata subsp. malaccensis (wild Malaysian banana), 2128 nucleotides long. RefSeq names its product pentatricopeptide repeat-containing protein At2g20540. The record is from RefSeq and is a predicted model, not a curated record. Gene Ontology annotation, molecular function: protein binding; RNA binding. Gene Ontology annotation, biological process: RNA modification. Gene Ontology annotation, cellular component: intracellular membrane-bounded organelle. Lineage: Eukaryota; Viridiplantae; Streptophyta; Magnoliopsida; Zingiberales; Musaceae.
GUACCAACUCAGCAUCUUCUACUUUGGCAUAGAGUAGAUUAGAGUGGUGAUUGCAGUUUCCUUCUCCCCGUCAUGAUCCUCCGCUACAACGCCUCGCCCCCAUGAACAUGGACUCCCACCUUGGCUCCAUGAAGCUUGGUCCCGCUUUCCAUCAUCCAGCAAUCAUCGCCAAUCCUUCCUCGUUUCGUCGCCCACGGAAUGAGGAUUCCCACCCGGGCUGCCAGAGAAAUGGAAGACCACAUCAUGCCGAUGCUAAGGAGCUGCCCCUGUUUCGCGGAACUGAAGAGAGUCCACGCUCGCGUUGUGGUCUCUGCCCUCUCCCAAAGUUGCUACCUUGCGACUCAGAUCAUAAGCGUUUGCAGUGCCGGUGGAAGGUUGGAAUACGCCGCUCUGGUCUUCGACCAUGUCGAGGAACCGAAUGCGUUCUUGUACAAUGAAAUGAUCAGAAGUUACGCCAAGAACAGCCAUUUCCUCGAAGCGGUCGGCCUGUACAAGCAAAUGGUGCGGCAGGAUCACGUCUUUGCGGAUGGGUUCACCUAUCCUUUUGUGAUCAAGGCCUGCGCUGGGCUGCCGGUGCUUCAUCUCGGAAGGCAAGUUCACGCCCGUGUUUCCAAGUCUGGGUUGGGCUCCAAUUCUAUCAUCCAGAACUCGUUGAUAGAGAUGUACACCAAAUGUGACGAUUUGGUCGAUGCACACUGCUUGUUCGACGAAAUGGCGGAGAGAGAUGUGAUUUCGUGGAACAUGAUGAUCACGGCACAUGCUAGAUCGGGGCAGAUGAGGAAAGCUCGAGCUCUGUUCGACACAAUGCCCAAAAGAUCGGUGGUCUCUUGGACCGCGUUGAUCUCUGGUUACACCUCCAGCGGCUGCUACUCCGACGCCAUUAAGGUGUUUCAUAGGAUGCAGUCGGAAGGGUUAGAGCCCGACGACAUCAGCAUCGUGUCGGUGUUGCCGGCAUGCGCUCACCUGGGAGCUCUGGAGCUGGGCAAGUGGAUACACGCCUUCUGUAACAAGCGCAAGUUGCUCGAGAAGACCUUCAUCUGCAAUGCUCUCAUGGAGAUGUACGCUAAAUGCGGCAGCAUCGACCAAGCCCAUCAGCUGUUCGGGGAUAUGCGCGAUAGGGAUGUGAUAUCGUGGAGCACGAUGAUCGGCGGGCUCGCAACGCACGGGAGGGCACUUGAUGCGAUCAAGCUGUUCGUGGAAAUGGAGGAGGAGAAGGGUAAGAGGGUGAGGCCAAAUUGCAUCACAUUUCUCGGACUCCUAUCCGCCUGCUCUCAUGCCGGGCUGGUAGACGAGGGGCUGUGGUACUUUGAAUCGAUGAAGAAGGUUUACGGUCUCGAUCCAGACAUCGAGCACUACGGUUGCAUGGUGCAUCUCCUUAGUCGAGCAGGCUGCAUCCGUCGCGCGGUGGAGCUCGUCGAUGGGAUGCCGUUCCCACCGGAUGUCAGCAUCUGGGGGUCUUUGCUCUGUGCUUGUAGAAUCCAUGGCGACGUGGAAACGGCUGUGAAGGCGACAGAGCGACUUCUUGAGCUCGAGCCAGAGGACACCGGCAACUACGUGAUGCUGUCGAACAUCUACGCUGCUGCCGGGAGGUGGGAUGGUGUGGCCAAGAUGAGGAAACUGGUGAGGAGUAGGAAGAUGAAGAAGACGCCAGGGUGCAGCUCGAUUGAGGUGGACAAUGCUGUUCACGAAUUUAUUGCUGGAGAUGAAACAAAUCCACAUUUUGUUGACAUAUGUCGGAUGCUUGACCUGUUGGCAUCGGAGCUCACGAGAUCUCCAAGAUCAACAGCAGAACGGACGAGCUCUGUAGAUUUGUGUCAAGAAGAAGAAGAAGAAGAAGAAGUUUUUUAUAGCUGAACAUAGUACUCAGAAAGGUGAAGCUACAAUAGUCUUGGAGCAAAUUUAACUGGUCAGAGACCACAUAUCAAGUGUUCUUCAGAAGGAACACUUUCUGCAUCAAAGUCCAAAAGGGUGUGAGAGAUAAUGUUCUAAUGUUUGAUCAGUUGUUCAGAAAAAGGGUGGGAGUCUUUGAUGGUAAUGGUAGUCAUCUGAACAAACAAUCUAUAUCUAGACAUAGAAAAACAAUAUGUGAUAGGAACUGCAUUUAUACAGUAGGAAGAUUUAUAUAUCU